AUGGCCAACUACCUCGCCUCCAUCUUCGGAACCGAGCAAGACAAAGUCAACUGCUCGUUCUACUACAAGAUCGGCGCCUGCAGACACGGUGACCGCUGCUCGCGCAAACAUGUCAAGCCCUCAUAUUCGCAGACAGUCCUCAUGCCGAACAUGUACCAAAAUCCCGCGUACGACCCCAAGAGCAAGAUGAACCCCAGCCAGCUGCAGAACCACUUCGAUGCGUUCUACGAGGAUGUCUGGUGUGAGAUGUGCAAGUACGGCGAGCUGGAGGAAUUAGUGGUGUGCGACAACAAUAAUGACCACCUCAUCGGGAAUGUCUAUGCCCGAUUCAAGUACGAAGAAGAUGCACAGGCAGCUUGCGAUACGCUGAACUCCCGAUGGUACGCCGCGCGACCAAUAUAUUGCGAAUUAUCACCGGUUACCGAUUUCCGAGAAGCGUGCUGUCGCCUAAAUAGUGGCGAGGGGUGUGUUCGCGGCGGGUUCUGCAACUUCAUUCACCGGAAAGACCCCAGCAACGAGCUGGACCGGGAGCUUCGCCUCAGCACCAAGAAAUGGUUGAAGGACCGUGGCCGCGAUGCGCGGAGUGCCACACGCAGUCCCAGCCCGGAGCCUACACGGCGGAGAUUUUAG
Molecule: messenger RNA, 630 nt
Organism: Aspergillus puulaauensis
Lineage: Eukaryota; Fungi; Ascomycota; Eurotiomycetes; Eurotiales; Aspergillaceae
Product: zinc finger CCCH domain-containing RNA-binding protein
Exons: 2
Coding region: 1-630 (209 amino acids)
Biological process (GO): mRNA splicing, via spliceosome
Cellular component (GO): U2AF complex; spliceosomal complex
Molecular function (GO): pre-mRNA 3'-splice site binding; metal ion binding
Source: RefSeq, a predicted model, not a curated record